Paraglomus brasilianum is the source of this 1413-nucleotide messenger RNA. The record is from the annotation of a GenBank genome assembly. Lineage: Eukaryota; Fungi; Glomeromycota; Glomeromycetes; Paraglomerales; Paraglomeraceae.
AUGAGCGAGGCAAAGGUUGAGAGCACUCUGAACCCGGGACAAGAUUAUGAUCUGAUAGUAGUAGGAGCAGGCGUCGUAGGAAGUGCGGCUGCCACAGCUUUCGGCAAGCAAGGGAGAAAAGUCUUGUUGAUCGAGAGAGAUUUGAGUGAACCCGAUCGUAUAGUUGGGGAAUUGCUCCAACCAGGGGGUGUUAUGGCUCUCGAGAAACUUGGACUGGAUCACUGCCUGAAAGACAUUGACGCAAUAGCGUGUCACGGCUAUGCUGUCUUUUAUCAUGGACAGGCAGUGGAUGUUCCUUAUCCUACCCGUAACGAUGGGAAUAAGGCUAUCGGUAGAUCGUUCCAUCAUGGCAAGUUUAUAAUGAACUUGCGAAAGGCUGCAUCUGAAGUACCCACCGUCACAAUAUUUGAAGGCACGGCCAGUGAUAUACUACUUUGUCCUAUAACAAAUCGUGCCUUGGGUGUUUCUGUCACGCCAAAGGGACAGAGUGAGAUAACCAAAAAUUUUUUUGCUCCACUUACAAUUGUGGCGGACGGAUGUUACUCUAAAUUUAGGAAGGAGUUUGUUCCUCGGAGCGUACAAGUUAAAUCACAAUUUGUUGGGUUUAUUUUGAGAGACUGUACGCUUCCAUAUCCGAAUCGUGGACACGUCCUUUUAUGUAAAACAUCACCAACUCUUAUGUACCAGAUUGGAACACACGAAACCAGAGUAUUGGUUGAUAUCCCUGGCAAAUUACCAAGCAAUGGGUCUGGUGCUCUCAAGAAAUACCUCGAAAGUAAUGUCUUGCCUGAAGUGCCAUCAUCUGUUCAGGGUAAAUUCUACGAAGCAAUUCAGACAGAAAGAUUACGAUCAAUGCCGAAUAGCUUUUUACCUCCAUCGACCAACACCCAUGAAGGACUAAUUAUGUUGGGUGACGCGAUGAACAUGAGACAUCCAUUGACUGGAGGCGGAAUGACAGUUGGACUGAAUGAUGUCGUCACGUUGGCCGAAAUGCUUUCUCCUACUGAAGUGCCUGAUCUUGUCUACACUGGUUUAAUACUUGAGAAGAUGGAGGACUUUCAUUGGAAGAGAAAGCGAACAAGUUCAGUAAUCAAUGUAUUGGCGCAGGCUCUUUAUACAUUGUUUGCUGCAUCUGAUGAUCCGAAUCUACGCGUAUUGCAAGACGGUUGCUUUAAUUAUUUCUUACUGGGUGGCAACUGUGUUACUGGACCAAUCAGUCUUCUAUCCGGGCUAUGUGGUAGUCCUUUGGUGUUGACUUAUCACUUCUUUGCUGUUGCAUUAUAUGGAAUCUACUUAUUCAUUACAACCAGACCUUUUCUCGAGUUUCCUUUAAACAUUGUCAGAGGGUUCAUUAUUUUAUAUACAGCUGCCGCAGUGAUAUUCCCUGUCUUGCUUUCCGAAAUUUAUUUUUAA